Calliphora vicina (urban bluebottle blowfly) is the source of this 510-nucleotide messenger RNA. Its product is annotated as lysozyme 1-like. The coding region runs from base 22 to 447 and encodes 141 amino acids. The record is from RefSeq and is a predicted model, not a curated record. NCBI's taxonomy places the organism in Eukaryota, Metazoa, Arthropoda, Insecta, Diptera, Calliphoridae. The transcript has a single exon. Gene Ontology annotation, molecular function: lysozyme activity.
CGUUCACUUCGAAUUGAAAAUAUGAAAUUCAUUAUCGUUGUUUUGGCCGCUUUAGCUUUGGCAGCUCCCGCCUUGGCUACAACCUAUAACCGUUGUUCUUUGGCCAAAGCCAUGUACAAUUUGGGUGUACCCAAGGAUCAAUUGGCCCGUUGGACUUGCAUUGCUGAACACGAAUCUUCGUACCGUACUGGUGCAGUGGGUGCCACCAACUCUAACGGAUCCAAUGACUAUGGCAUUUUCCAAAUCAACAAUUACUACUGGUGUCAACCUUCCAAUGGACGUUUCUCCUACAACGAAUGCAAAGUAAGCUGUGAUGCUUUGUUGUCGGAUGACAUUAGUGCUUCGGUGACCUGUGCCCGCAAGGUGUUAAGCCAACAGGGUUGGACAGCUUGGUCCACCUGGAAAUACUGUGACGGCAGCUUGCCCAGCAUUGACAGCUGUUUCUAAAUUGUUUAAUUUGAAAAAAAAAACCAUAAAUUGAUUAAUAAAGUUUGUAAAAAAUACUUAAAA